AUGGAUGCUGGCCGCGACUUUAAUGCAGUUGGCUACGGGGAACAUAGCCAUAAAGUGGGGAUGGCGUUCGUCUUCACAGGGCAAGGUGCCCAAUACCGACACAUGGCCAUGGAACUAAUGGGUCAUGCCGGCUUCGAAGCUUCGAUCAAGCUUUUCGAUCAAGCAAUUGCCGCUUUAGGUGCUACCUGGUCGGUAGCUGACAAGCUCAGUGCGGAAGGAUACACCGAAAUCGAUGACCCUGAAUUCAGUCACCCAAUGACAACUGCUUUACAGAUUGCGCUGUAUGAGCUCGUACAAGAUACCAACCUUUCCCCGACAGUUGUGGUGGGUCAUUCCUCCGGUGAAAUAGCCGCGGCAUAUGCUGCUGGCGCUUUGUCGUUCCACUCCGCUUGCAAGGUGUCAUACUUCAGGGGCAAAUGCGCGAGUGCUUUGAAGAAGUCGACAAAAACCGCGGGGGCUAUGAUGUCUGUCGAUCUUUCAGAGGAUGAAACGCGAGACUUUAUCUGCAAGCAUCCGCAAUACGAGGGCGGAAUUCACCUAGGCUGUGUCAACAGUCCAUACAACGUCACCCUUUCUGGUGAUGAGGGGGAGAUCGAUUCAAUCCAGUCAAGGUUGGACGCCGUUGGCAUCCGUACUCGCAAACUCAACACUGGGGUCGCGUACCAUUCACAACACAUGAAUGCUGUAUCGACGCAGUACAGAGACAGCAUUGGGAACCUUGAACGGGGUGCCAAGCUCGGGAGGCAGCCAUACAUGGUCUCAUCGGUAACUGGAAAGCUUGUGCAGAACCUUGAUAAGGUAUGCGUGCCGGAUUAUUGGGUCACCAAUAUGGUAUCACCAGUAGCGUUCUCCAAGGCUAUGCUGCACAUUUUCCAUACGAUGUGUAAAAAGCUGCCACGGAAGCUAGGGGGUCUCAAAGUCGAUUGCAUCCAGGACAUAAUCGAAAUUGGGCCGCAUGCUGCAUUACGCCGGCCCAUAACAGAAUGCAUCCGACAUAGCAUGCCCAGUUCUGGUCUACGGUACCACACAGUCUUGGAACGAGGUUCUGACGCAACUCGAACCACCCUCCGACUCUUUGGCGAAGCAUUCGCACUUGGAUAUGAUGUAGAUGUCCCGACUAUCAUCAACAUGCGUGAACCUCUGGGAAAGCCGCAUCUCCCAGUGGAGUUACCCCCGUACCCUUUCAAUCAUACCAGGCAGUACUGGCACGAGUCUGCAGUCAGUAGACACUCUCGGCUCCGAAAAGCUCCAAAGCAUGAGCUCCUGGGCACCCCAGUACCGGACUGGUACCCUUUACAACCAAGAUGGCGAAAGUUCUUUGACUUAACUGAAACUCCUUGGGUCGAUCACCACACGGUGAACGGGAGGACAAUCUAUCCUGCAACUGGCAUGGUCGCCAUGGCCAUCGAGGGUUCAACUCAAACCGCUGAUCCUCACCGAAGGACAUCUCAAUAUUUAAUCCGAGAUGCUGUGUUCCCUGCUCCAAUCACCGUGGGUGAACAAGGCGUUAGCGAAGUGCAACUCCACAUGCGACCGCAUCCCCAAUCCGACAACAGCUCGAGUUCCUUCGACUACAGUAUCAUCUCAAUCAGUCAUGGGCAGUGGAUGACCAACUGCCACGGAACGAUUGAAGUGAACUACGAAAGAGAAGCAUCCCCAGCUGAACACAGCCAAAGUCUUUACUAUCGCGAACAGUACCAGGAAGCUUUGCGGGCAUGCAAUCAGAAGGUCCCGACGCGUGACAUGUACGAGAACUUCGAGGCCAACGGGCUCGGCUAUGGGGACGCGUUUCUAGUCAUUGAUGACUUGGCGUGGGACGGGGCACAUCGCGCUGUAGGAAAGCUGCACUGCUUCAAAUGGGCACCAGAGCACUCACAACACGGCCGACAGCAGCACGUCGCACACCCCACAACCAUGGAUGGUGCCGGGCAGCUUAUCUGGUGCAUGGGUGGCAGCCUCGGGGUUUCAUACCCAGAGACCACACACCUCCUUGCCGCGUGCACCACAAGCUUGAAAGGACUGCGCGGUACCGACUCAACGAUAUAUGCCCUGGAUCCCGGAGGUGACUUGAAGCUGAUAAUGUCCCACUUGGAGACCACUUCCAUCGAGGGAAACGAGGUACAAUCCGUUGACAAUGCUCCAAGGCAGAUAUCCUAUAGGAUGAGCUACCAACCUGAUCUCGACCUAAUGACUGGACACCAGCAGACUGCUUUAAUCGACGUCAGCCUGCAGUGCGACGCCGAACCAGUUGCUUUCUACGCAGACCUCGAGCUGGCUAAUCUAUACUUCGUGUCAAUGGCCCUCAACGCACAGGAGACAGAAAGGACGCCAGCUGCCAACAUGAAGCCUCAUAUCGCAAGGUAUGUUAGCUGGCUGCGUCGUCAACUGGAUAAGUAUCGGACAGGGGAGCUGCGGCAUCGUCAGCCGGACUGGGUCGCUCGCAUCGAAGACACAAGCGCCAUGGAGGAGCUCAUCCAUCGUAUUGAUACAACGAAUGAUGAGGGGCAGUUGUUUGUUCGCAUCGGUCGUCAUCUCGGUCCAAUAAUCCAAGGUCAGACCGAUCCUCUUGAGCUCAUGUUCCGAUACGGCCACAGUGAGCGGUUCUAUCAGUCGGCCUGUGACAAGAUCAUGGAACGGAUUCAACUUGAAAAAUAG
This is a messenger RNA of Anthostomella pinea, 2655 nucleotides long. NCBI's taxonomy places the organism in Eukaryota, Fungi, Ascomycota, Sordariomycetes, Xylariales, Xylariaceae. The record is from the annotation of a GenBank genome assembly.